AUGGGCAAAAAGAAGGCGUUCAUCAACAAGAAAAAAGCCGUCACCUACAGCUUGGUUUACCGUGACCCCUCCGAAGACCCGGACGGCGAGGAUGGCGGCCAACGCGUCCUCGCGCCUGUCGGAGGCCCUCGCGGGCUGCAUCAUACAUCAGACGAUUAUUCCGAUACCUACGAGUACGAGGACUCGGUGUAUGACUCAGAAUACACCUUCUCCAUGUCCAGGAGCGCCGCUGCCCACCAUGAUGAGUCGUACACGCUGAGUGAAGAGCGCCGUCGGGAGCUGCUGGCCUUGGGUUUUCCCGACGACGGGUAUGACUACCUGAGGCAUCUACGCGACCUCGGACGGGGCAACCAGCAACAGUUUCCCCACCGGGGGGGAGCAGCAGCAGCAGCAGCGGGGGGAGGACGGCUGCCCGCUGUGGAAACCAUUCCCGAGGACCAGGAGCUGACUGGGUUUUCCUCCGGGGAUGACGGAGAGGAGGAGGAGGCGGGGGAGGAGGAGGAGGAGGACUUUUCGAUAUAUGACUACGAGCAAGAUGCCGCUGGGGCGGCGGGUGGUCAGCGCAAGAAGCUGGACGCAACAGUGCUGGCGGCGGCGGCUGCGGCGGCUGCUGCUGACGCUGGUGCAGGACCGAGCACCUCUGGUGCUGGCGGCGCCACUGCUGCCGCUGUCCUGGGUAGCGUUGCGGGUCGCAGUACGGCAGCUCCGCCGCGUAGCGUCGCAUCGACGGCACGCACCCACGGUUCGGGUUUCGGUCCGUCGGUUUACGUGCGGGCGGCCCGUUUGGUGGCCCCUAAGGCGGAUGUGAAGGUGGUGGAUGCACGAGGGUUGGUCGUACGACCCAAGGGUCAUGACGAGGCGGCCGCCGCAGCGGCCCUAGCAGAGGUUUCGGCGCUGUCUCGGCACACAGAGCUGUACGGCACGCGCGGCAAGCUCUACCAGGCGCGUGAUCUGGAGGAGGUGGAGAAGAGCAUAGCUGCCCUGGAGACCGGCAAUGACCCCAGUCGUGCGGAGGAGGUGGAGGGAGGCGAGUGGGCGGAUUGGCUGGAUGAGUUUGUGGCCAACGGCGGCGACGGCGCCGGCACCAGUACGACAGGACGAGAGUACGGCGGCGCGGCAGGUGACGGCGAUGAAGAUGAUGAAGAGGGGGGUACAGAGAGUGAGGAGCCGGAGGAGGAUGAGGGGGAUGAAGACGAGUGGCGGUUGCGGCACCGACGGCAGCAACAGGAGCAACAGCAGGAUGGGCCAGCGGAACGGCGGCGCAGCGGUGAUGUGGGCGAUGCUGAAGGUGACAGCGGCGGCCCUGGCGGCGGCGCAGCUGGCGUGGCGGCGUCGGUGGCGUCCAGCUUGUGGCGGCGCCCUGAGCGUCGAGAUCGAAAGGAGGCCCUGGAAGCCCUCGACGUUCAGUUCGAACGGUUGGCGGUUGAGUACGACGAUGGCGAAAUUGGCGCGCUGCACAACGACGGCCUGUACGACGAGGACGAGGACGAGGACGACUUCGGAAGUGACGGUGACGGCGGCGGCGGCGGUGCCGCUGGCGAUCUUAGGCAGCGCGGCGGCCGCAACCCCGCCGGCGCCGCCGCCGCCGCCGCCGGUGUCUGCGAGCUUUCCGAUUUUGCUCAUGUGUUGGACGAGUUCCUUACGGAGCACCGCGCUUCUGAGGCCCUGGAGGCGGAGGGGCUCAAACCGCUUCAGGCGUCCGAGCGCUGGGACUGCGAGUCCAUUCUUUCCCUCACUUCCAAUUUAGAGAACUACCCAGCCAAGAUUGUGGACGAGCCGCAACACCAACAUCGACGUAACAAAGGGGGAGUAGCAGCACCACCACCAGCAGCAGGGGGUCUAAUUCGCUUGUCCGCUAAGACGGGCAUGCCCGUACUGGUGUCCGGUACGGCAGCAGUAGCAGCAGCACCAGCGGGGGGGGGAGGUGCUGCUGCGGUGACCACAAUUCCAGAGGAGGCGGCCGGGGGGGAGGGGGGAGAGGAGGACGAGCAACAAGAUACCAGCGGCAGUGGGGACGAGCAGGGAGCAGGGGGCAGUGUGUUGGAUCCGGCACUGCUCGCCAGGCGAAAGGGUGAGACGGCGGAGGAGCGCAAAGCUCGGAAGUCAGCUGUCAAGGAGGCGCGCAGAAAUCAGCGGAGCGCCAAAAAGGAGAUGAAGACCAUGUUCCGACAGCAAGCGACCCGGGCUCAGAAGCAGGCGGCGGGCAAGUCUCAGGCAGCUGGCUCCACCUACGUCAUUCCUUGA
Volvox carteri f. nagariensis is the source of this 2244-nucleotide messenger RNA. RefSeq lists its product as uncharacterized. The record is from RefSeq and is a predicted model, not a curated record. Gene Ontology annotation, cellular component: cytosol; preribosome, small subunit precursor; nucleus. The coding region runs from base 1 to 2244 and encodes 747 amino acids. The transcript is spliced from 10 exons. Lineage: Eukaryota; Viridiplantae; Chlorophyta; Chlorophyceae; Chlamydomonadales; Volvocaceae. Gene Ontology annotation, biological process: ribosomal small subunit export from nucleus; ribosomal small subunit biogenesis.